CCAUGGAGAUCGUGUACGUGUAUGUCAAAAAGCGAAGCGAGUUCGGGAAGCAAUGCAACUUCUCGGACCGCCAGGCGGAGCUGAACAUUGACAUCCCGCCUAACCCCGAGCUGGCGGAGCAGUUCGUGGCGCGGAACCCGGUGGACAUGGGCAUCCAGUGCUCCACCAGCAUGUCGGAGCACGAGGCCAACACAGAGCGAUUCGAGAUGGAGACCCGGGGUGUCAACCACGUGGAGGGGGGCUGGCCCAAGGAUGUGAACCCCCUGGAGCUGGAGCAGACGAUCCGCUUCCGGAAGAAGGUGGAGAAAGAUGAGAACUACAUCAACACCAUCAUGCAGCUGGGCUUGGUCAUGGAGCACUGCAUCAAGCAGAAUAAUGCCGUCAACAUCUACCAGGAGUAUUUUGAUGACGAGGAGGAGGUGGAAGUGACGGAAGAGGCCCCGGCAGCUAAAACCAUCAAUGUUUUCAGGGACCCCCAAGAUAUCAAGCGGUCAGCCACACACCUGUCCUGGCACCCCGAUGGCAACAGAAAGUUGGCAGUGGCAUAUUCUUGCUUGAAUUUUCAACGGGCACCUGAGAACAUGAGCCAGGAAUCGUACAUCUGGGACCUGGAAAACCCCAACAGGCCUGAGACUGUCCUAAAGCCAUCAUCUGCUCUUGUCACCUUGGAGUACAACCCCAAAGAUUCCCACGUGCUCCUGGGAGGCUGCUACAAUGGGCAGAUCGCCUGCUGGGACACGCGGAAGGGCAGCCUGGUGGCGGAGCUGUCCACCAUUGAGUUCAGCCACCGAGACCCCGUGUAUGCCACCAUCUGGCUGCAGUCGAAGACGGGCACGGAGUGCUUCUCAGCAUCGACAGACGGGCAGGUCAUGUGGUGGGAUAUACGAAAACUGAGUGAGCCCACCGAGGUGGUGAUCAUGGACAUCACCAAAAAGGAGCAGUUGGAAAAUGCCUUGGGGGCCAUCUCCCUGGAGUUCGAGUCUACUCUGCCAACCAAGUUCAUGGUGGGCACCGAGCAAGGCAUUGUCAUCUCCUGCAACCGCAAGGCCAAGACACCGGCCGAGAAGAUCGUGUGCACCUUCCCCGGCCACCACGGCCCCGUCUACGCCCUCCAGAGGAAUCCAUUCUACCCGAAGAACUUCCUGACCAUCGGCGACUGGACCGCCCGCAUCUGGUCAGAGGAGAGCCGUGAGUCGUCCAUCAUGUGGACCAAGUAUCACAUGGCCUACCUCACGGAUGGCGCCUGGAGCCCGGUGCGGCCGGCGGUUUUCUUCACCACCAAGAUGGACGGGACCCUGGACAUCUGGGACUUUGUGUUCAAGCAGUGUGACCCUGCCCUCAGCCUGAAGGACAACGGGUGUUUCAUCGCCUGCGGCUCCCAGCUGGGGACAACCACACUGCUGGAGGUGUCGCAGGGGCUGUGCAGCCUCCAGAGGAAUGAGAAGAACAUGGCUUCCUCUAUCUUUGAGCGGGAGACGCGGCGGGAGAAGAUCCUGGAGGCCCGGCACCGCGAGAUGCGCCUGAAGGAGAAGGGCAAGGCGGAGGGCAGGGAUGACGAGCUGCAGGAGGAGGAGGCCGCCGACCUGCAGGAGCUGGUGGCCGCGGCCGAGCAGGAGUUCUUCGACAUCAUCUUCGCAGAGCUGAAGAAGGAGGAGAGGGAGGCCAUGAAGAAGCAGCCCGCAGCGAAACAACCAAGUCACGAGACUGAGGAGGAGGUGGAGGGAGAGGAAGAAGUGGAGGAAGAGGGAGCCCCUGAAGAGACUCCGACCUAA
Molecule: messenger RNA, 1772 nt
Organism: Molossus molossus (Pallas's mastiff bat)
Lineage: Eukaryota; Metazoa; Chordata; Mammalia; Chiroptera; Molossidae
Gene: DNAI2
Product: dynein axonemal intermediate chain 2
Exons: 12
Coding region: 3-1772 (589 amino acids)
Biological process (GO): outer dynein arm assembly; cilium movement
Cellular component (GO): outer dynein arm
Molecular function (GO): dynein light chain binding; dynein heavy chain binding
Source: RefSeq, a predicted model, not a curated record